This is a messenger RNA of Cornus florida, 1381 nucleotides long. Its product is annotated as acyl-CoA--sterol O-acyltransferase 1-like. Lineage: Eukaryota; Viridiplantae; Streptophyta; Magnoliopsida; Cornales; Cornaceae. The coding region runs from base 68 to 1150 and encodes 360 amino acids. The record is from RefSeq and is a predicted model, not a curated record. The transcript has a single exon. Gene Ontology annotation, biological process: lipid metabolic process.
AUACAGGUAUCAAACAUUACAUAUCAAAAAAGUGAAGGGAGAAAGAGAUCUAGAGAGAGAGAGAGAAAUGGAAGGGGAGAUCAACAACUUCAUCAAGGUAUGGAUAUCUGUCUUCAUAUCUCUAUGCUACUGCUAUGGUAUUGGCAAGAUUGUACCCAAAGGCACACCGAGACUGCUCACAAUAGUCCCUGUGGUGUGUCUCUUCCUAGCUUUGCCUCUCAAUCUAAACUCUAUGCAUCUUGGAGGCACAAGCGCAUUCUUCAUUGCUUGGCUCGCCAACUUCAAACUCCUCAUGUUUGCAUUUGGUAAAGGCCCUUUAUCAGACCCUUCAAUUUCUCUCCCACAAUUCGCUGCACUCGCUUGUUUCCCCAUCAAAAUCAAACAAGACCCACCUCCAAAUCACAAUUCCGAACAAAAACCACCUCCCAGAAAUUUCAGAAAAGGCCACAAAUCGCCUUUGAAUUACGCUACCAAAUUUUUACUUUUGGCCGGGUUGAUCCGUGUGUAUGAUUACAGUGAAUAUAUACAUCCAAAGGUUAUACUUUUUCUGUAUUGCUUCCAUAUAUAUUUUGCUUUGGAGAUCAUACUGGCCAUGGUUGCAGCCCUGGCUCGGACCCUUUUGGGGUCGGAGCUUGAGCCACAGUUCAACGAGCCCUACCUCUCAACCUCGCUACAGGACUUCUGGGGUCGGAGGUGGAACAUGAUGGUGAGUCGUAUUCUACGCCCAACCGUAUACGAACCCAUCCUCGGUCUCUCAACACGGCUUUUGGGCCGGAAAUGGGCCCCUCUGCCAGCCACUUUCAGCACGUUUGUGGUGUCGGGUAUCAUGCACGAGCUCAUAUUUUAUUACUUGGGCCGCGUGAAGCCCACUUGGGAGAUCACGUGGUUCUUCUUGCUCCACGGGGCGUGUUUGUUGAUUGAAAUUGCGAUCAAGAAGGUCGUGAAAGACAGGUGGCGGUUGCCGAGAAUAAUCUCCGGGCCAUUGACGGUGGUUUUCGUGUUGAGUACCGGUUUUUGGCUGUUUUUCCCGCAGUUGUUACGGUGUAAUGCUGAUGCUAGAGCGUUUGCGGAGUAUGCUGCGGUGGGCGCGUUUGUGAAGAAUGUCGGCCGGAAUUUAACGGUCAAGUCUUUGAAUGCAACCUGGGUUUAGUCAACAUUUCAAAUUUAUGUAUAUUUAUGUAUCAUGUUCUUAUGUUUGUGCUAUAAAUAUAGAUUACAAGAUAGAUUAGGUUUAUGGGAAAGGUCAUAAGACUCAUAACUGUGAACCAUUUGAUCAAUUACACGAAAAUUACACUGAAGAUUUUGAUCAAUGGUGUUGACUGAUUAUAAAAAGUUUAUGAUUUUGAUCAAUGGUUUUGAUUAUAAAAGUUGAUUUUGAUUA